This is a messenger RNA of Amoebophrya sp. A120, 3921 nucleotides long. The record is from the annotation of a GenBank genome assembly. Lineage: Eukaryota; Dinophyceae; Syndiniales; Amoebophryaceae.
AAGCGGGCUAAUUCACCUACUUCUGGCCGCAAACACAGAUGUAAUCGUUUGUUUCGAGAGCAGGGGGAGUUGCAGUGGGGCACAUAAGCAACGAACAUGUUCUUGUGCAAACAAGUCAUUUCUUUCGCUGCGUGUUUCACUUUCGUUUCGUGCCGCGCUGCCUCCGAGCCAGAGGAGGUAUCAGCGUCCAGCGAUGCUGUAAGUUCUCGGGCGGCCGAAGCGCAGGGGAGUCCGCCAGCCCCUGCCGCAGCGGCGGCUCCAGUUGCCGUGGCGGCUCCGGUUCUUGCAGCACCUGCAGCAGUGGCAGCAGUAGUGCCCACGGCCGGCACUCCAGCUCUCGCGCAGCCUGCGGCAGUACAACUCCCAGCUUCGAACAAUGCCGCUGCAGCUGCGGUACAGCCUGUAGCUGUGACACCAGCAGCAGCACCAGCCGCGCCGGCUCCGGUUAGCGCCGUCCCCGCUGCUCCAGUGCCACCAUCCCCAGCUGCACCGGUCGUGCCAGCGCCCCUGCCCGCUGCUGCAACGGGAACGAAUGUGGAACCCGCACCAGCGGCACCAGCGCCUGCUGCAGUUGCCGCACCCGUAGCACCAGCGAUUCCCCCACCAGCGGUUCCCGCAGGAGCCUCUGCUGCGCCAGCCGCUGCUGUACCCGGAGGAGGUGUUGGUGUACCUGCUGUGGCGUCUGUUGUACCUGCCGUAGCGGUUUCAGUUGCAGCCCCUGUAGCUCCACUGCCGCCACCAGUUGUAGCCGCGACGGAGCCGGUGCCGGCAGCUGCUGCAACGCCAGCGAAAGAGCCAGUCGCCGUCACAGCUUCGGUGGCCGCGACAGCGACACCGGCGGGGGCGGCAGCGCAGCCUCCAUUGCCGGCGGUUAGUGUUGCGCCCCCUGUGGCAAGCAUUGCUCCAGCAGCCCCUUCAGCAGCUGCAGCGACCGUCACUAGCCCACCCGUUCUUGCACCAACACCAACACAAGCAGCUCCUGUGCUGGCUACGACAGCUACAACACCAGCGGCUCCAACAGUUCCGCAGCCCGUCGUAGGAGCAACUCCAAAAGCAGCUCCUGCCGCCAGACCACCCUCGAAUGGCGAGCCUGUGGUUCCUUUCGCCACUUACGCGCCGUUGGAGAGUGGCGGAAAAAGUGUCACGACAGCAGCACCAGCAGUGGAAGAAAUAAAGACGAAAGCCGCGAUAGCAACGGCUGCGCCGACACCUAAACCAGCCGCCGAUACGCAACCAGGACUAGCAGCGGCCGAGGUAGCAGCUAAGCCGGUUGCGAAAGCCACUCCAGUUGAAGCAAGUUCGCCCGCGACCGCAACUCCUGCCGCGCCACCACAAGCGAUCCCAGCUGCAGCUAGCGCGCCAGCUCUUGCCGCUGCUGCAACUACUGCACAAAAUUCCGGUGGAGUUGUAGUAACUGCCCCCGGCAUUGCUGGAGCAGGCAGGCCUGCUGCGGUGGUCCCCGAAACAGCAGCGGCUUCUGUCGUCUCGCAAGCGAAAACCACGGCACCAACGGGACAACAACUCCCGGCACCCUCAGGAACCGCCGCGCCGCCUGUCGCGCCACCACCCGCGGGUCCGAAAGCUGGUUCAACUGCGGUAGCAUCGCCAAAAGCUGCUCCUCCGCCGCCACCCGUAGAAAAUUACAACAACGCGGCUGCAGCAACGUCCGUGGCGUCCAGUGAAUCUAAGCCGGCUCCUUCCGCAACCGUCGCGCCACCUGUGGUCUCUAGCGCAGCUACAAUGGGACCACCGCCUGCUACGCCGGCGGCGGUGACCACUACAGGAGGCGCAAGUGCAGCAACGGCGCCGAGCACCUCUAGCGCAAAAGCAACGGGGAAGGAGCCGGCGGCCGCAGCGGUCGAUGCGGCAAGGGAGUCGGACGAAGACAUCGAAACGGAAAUGAUUUCUGCCCUGCUGGCCGGGAAAAACGCGCUGCAGACGGGUGGGAAAGGUAUGUAUGGGUUGAACUUGAUGUGUUGGAGGAGAAAUUGUAAUUGGUAUUUGGCAUGCUUUGAUAAUGGCCGCAAUGUGGGGCGCAUGAGAAUAGAGAAUGCCAACUUCUAUCGCUACAGAUACUAAGUGCCUUUUUUAUCAAUUGCCACACAGCGGCGGCAGUUGGUGCAAAGGCAACAACUACAGCGCCGAAAGCAAAAGAAGUUCCGGCGAUAUCGCCGUCCGCUGCGGAUGACUUUUACGGCGACGCAGGAUCAGUCCCUGCCGUGACUUACGUGACAAAAGCGCCAGCCUCUUCUACUGCAGAGGGUAUAAAUACUGGUAGACCACCUACUGCUGGUGCAGGUGGAGUAACAUCAAACGCUGGUUCCAGUACAACAAAAGCAUCGUCGUUACCUGCUGCAAAACCUCCAGCCACGGGUGCAGGAGUGCCUGCGCCGAAUAGUAAACCUUCCGUAGCUCCUGCUCCUGCGGUGCAACCGGCCCCGUCCCCGUGGGACGACGACGGCUACUACGACGAUGAGCCGCUGCCUUCCUCGACGGCCAAGGACAAACCGAAAUCAGAUGCGUUUUUGGGCCCCAGUCCGGCGAAAAAGCCUGGUAUGAUAGUGCUCUAAACGCCUGAUGUUGCUCAGUGUUUUGCAUGUACUUGUUACUGUGAUGUUUGUGUGCAAGUGUAUAGUAGAGUUCUCCACUUCAACUUGUCGCUCUGUCAGCAUGAUUCCUCACUGUUUUCUUAGCAUUACAUAAAGUAUUGACACACCCCCAGAAGUACCAGUGCCAGCACCGAAGAAGGACACAGCGUCCUCUGCGGUCCCCGCCCCGGUAACGCAACAGCCGUUCGAGCCAGAAUCAAAAUCGAGCGGGGCGGAACUGGCCAAGGCGGCGCGCGGGGAGCUCACGCAGCUGAGCCAGUACGGCAAAGAAGCGGAGACCGGACUGCUGUCCGGGAAUAUGUGGGUGAAGACGAUUUUCGUUUUGCUGCAACUCAUCAUCGUGUACCACGUGUGCAGACUGCUCUGCUGCCCGGGUGGGGCGAAGAACGACACCCUGACUUACCUCGCCACCAGUCUCGGAAUGCCCGCCAUCGGCCCCAGAACGAGCGACACCAUCGUAUCGAAGCCGCCGGCGCCCGGCAAAGUGGGACAGGGUCGGACUGGGGUCAGGAGUGAAGGGUCAACGACAGCCGGGGCGGGAGGUGCAGCCAUUUCUACUACUUAGAGUCAUUCUCGUAUACAGUCAACUGCAUUUAUUCUCGUGAAUGAUUUAGACGAAGGUGUUGAGGUAUAUGCUGCGUGAUGAUAAAUAGAUGGUACGAAACGCUCUACGUGUAGUCCCACUGCGGAAUUUCAUUUGACAACUUCACUCUACAAAAAAAGGCGUCCUGAAGCAGCAAACGCAGACCAUGAUCGCAAAACCACCGAAGCUCGAAACCAUGGGCACCACAAAGAAACCGGAAAGCGCCGGGAUUCUGGGAAAAUCCAAAGGCGGCAGCUUCGACCGGUUCGAUGACGAGGACAUUGAGGAUGCGUGGGCAAAAAUGAAAUCCGAAAUGGGCGCAAACGGAGACGACAAUGGCUGGGCCGCUUUCGACGACUAGUGCAGUGAUCCUUUUCAUCUUGCGGUGUACAUUCUUGCGCGACCUCCACCUGCUUCAUUUCUUGGAAGACAAUGAGUCUUGAUUAGUACUGAAUUGAUUGGGGACUGAGACUGACGAGGGAACGAGCCGUAAUAAUUUUCAAAUGCACCUGCAACGCAUCUUCAACGAAUACAUCGCACCUUCAGUGGUUGGGCCACCGGGUAAUUCUUCUAUGUGUUUCUUCAAUACUACAUAUGAAGUUCCUUCGCAGAAGAUCCUGUUGUUGUUUUCACGGUCGUUUUUUCACCCUCUUUCCUGCUGACUCCUACACGCAAACCUAAAAAGUGACUUAUUGCUACUGCCCAUAGAGCAAAAAUAUUGAAGCCUCG